AUGGAGCGUAGCCGUGGUAUUCCAGAUGAGGAGAUGUUCCUUAAUAAGCCCGCCCCUGAAGAUUGCGACAGCCCGACCAUUGAACCUCUGCGCAUAUUCAAGCCUCAGAGCCCUCAGCCUGCCAAGGACGGUAGAUCGUCCGCCUUCAGAUACCCGGCGCCUCCGUCGUCCACCUCUCCUGUUUCUAAACACUCAUUUCCUUUACCUCCUGGCGCUUCCAGCUCUGCGGCACCACUUCCAUUUCCUGACGACGACGACGUUCGCAAACCUACUCCCGCGAAGCCGUUCGGCUCUGCCUACAACGACACUAGUCCUCGAUUAGAUACCAGCCCUCAUGGGAAGAAGCCCGGUCUCGCGGAACGAAGAGGAGCUGCUCCGAAGCCCAUCAGCUCUCCUACAAGCCCUGACGCCGAUCACGAUCUUUUCCAACGCCCCUUGGCUGAUAACCAGCGCCCAGACUCCUCCAACGCAAAUUAUCAGAACUAUCAAAAGACAUAUUAUCCUCCGCCAGGUGCGGCACACAGCUCUUCCAACAAUGUGCCCACAAAUUUGGCCUCUGCCCAGCAACUUAAGAUGAAUGAUCAGGGCGUAAAUCGCUUCGCUUCGACCGCUUCGACAUCGACUACCCGUGCUAGUCGUGGCUCCCCUCCUCCUCCCGAGACCCCGAUCGUGGAGCCCGGACAGGCGCCGGCUGAUGCUAUCGAGGCCCGAUAUGCUGCUGCCGGUAUCUCCGGCACAGCUACACUUAACAGCCUUGGCGCACCCAGCGCCGCCGCGUCACAAAGACUCGCACAAUAUGGGAACCAACCUCCUCCGCAACGGCCUUGGACACCGACUGAAACUCCCGACCAGGCACCAUCUGGCCCUCCCACAGUAUACCAGGGUAUGAAUGCCAUCUCAAGCCCGGCGCAGUCACACCAAUCGUUCAGCCCUCCUCCCCAGCCCGAACAACAGCAACAACAGAAGCCACAAGGACAAGGACAAGCGCAAGUUAGUGUGUUGGAGCAAGAUUUCCAGCGAAUCAACACCAAUUCUCCUCCUCCUGCCUACUCAAGUCUCAACCCUGGCGGUAACUCAUCCUACCCCAACGAGAAGCAACGCCCUCAGCAAGCUGGAUCAAGUUCGGCUUCAGCUCAACCACACCAGCAGCCAGCAGCGUCGACACCCCCUACAAAGACAACAGUGGUUGCCGCCCCCUCGACUGCAGCUAGCGGUCUUGCGUCACCUGCCUUACAACACCCAGGCCAUCCUGCAUUUGCCAAUGAUCCCCAUCCCGCGUUCGCCAACGAAUCUCGCCCUGAGCAGAAUGGGCAGAGCUCCCAGCAGCAAGUUGUUGCUCCUGCCCAGAGCUUUGAGCCUCAGAACCCGGCCUCGCCUCCGCCCUUGCCCGAAGGAUGGAUCGCUCACCUGGACCAGAAUUCAGGACAAUACUACUAUAUUCACUUAGCCACUCAGGCAACACAGUGGGAGUUUCCCAAAGGCCCAAACCCCAUAUCUCACGAACAAGCCCCUCUUUCGCCAACAGCUUCGACGUAUGGAAACCCUCUGGCUUCGCCCAAUAUGUUUGGCAAACAGGCCAUGGCCUCUCCCAUGUUCCCCCCGCAUACCCCUGGUUAUGCAGAGAGUAUCAUGAGCGUGGCAGCUUCUGCAACACCUACUGCUGCGGGUUUCACAGGGCCUCCACCAAGUGCUGGUGUGGAUAUGUACAGAAUCCAGCCUACAAAUGGUGUUUACUUCGGUCCUUAUCUGCGAUACGUAAACAUGGAUGUGGAGAAAGGUCUUUGGCUUGGUAGCAUCUUAAUUGUGACAGACGCUCCUCAACCACCCACCAUUCAUAUUCAUUUGAGCCAUGAUCUAGCACCUAACCCUCGUCAAGCCGAACCUCGGCCUAUUUUCACUCAUCAAAGAUGGAAGUUCUAUAAAUACGACCUAGAGCUACCUAUGUCUGAGGCUGGCACCGAACGCUGGACGUACGCAGUCACCUCGCAUCUUGGCUGUACCCGAUAUGAAUUUGUUGUGGCUGGACGUCAAGAGACCAGCUGGCGUUUCAUUGCGCACUCUGGCAACGACUUCGCAGCAGGAACCUCCCAGAAUGAACGGGCCAAGCUUGGCGGAGUUGGCUUCAUGUGGAAGGAUGUUCUCCAAAAGAAUGUCGAUUGCGGUGGCUUCCACGUUCAGUUGGGCUUGGGAGACCAGAUCUAUGGUGAUCGCCUGUGGAAGGAAGUCCCACUCCUUAAGCAAUGGCUUGCGAUGAGCGGACGAGACAACAAGAAGAACGUCCAGUGGACAGCCCGACAUGAGGAAGACGUUGCGCAUGCCUAUUUCCACUACUACACGAGUCAUUUCGAUCAGCCAUUCCUCCGUGAAGCAUUUGCUCAGAUUCCACACGUCCUGCAGAUUGAUGACCAUGACAUCUUUGAUGGUUAUGGUUCAUACCCAGACUAUAUGCAGUCUUCGCCUAUGUUUAAGAAUAUUGGCAGGAUCGCGACGGAAAUGUACCUCCUGUUCCAACAUCAUACUACUGUCGAGAUGCUGCGAAAUGUUAGCACUGAUCACGAUAUAUUCACCAUCACAGGCACUGGCUGGCAUUUCGUCAAGUACUUGGGCCCGGCUGUGGUGGCUGUAGGCCCUGACUGCCGAUCUGAACGAACCCAAGCCCAGGUAAUGGCAGGUCCAACGUAUCAGGGAAUCUUCCCCAAGGUUGCCACACUACCUCCCAGUGUACAGCAUUGCAUCUGGAUGGUCUCAGUACCACUCGUAUACCCCCGUCUGGAUACAGUUGAGAGUCUUGCUAAUACGAUGGCUGCUGGCAAGAAGGCUGUCAACACAACCUACAACAUCUUGGGCAAGGUGACAAGCUCAGUUGCAGGCGUGGUUGGAGGCAAAGACGUGGUGGCACAGGGAUUCUCACAAGUCAAGAAGGCGGUGGGCAAAACCGGUCUUAUGGGCAACGUCCUGAAUCAGUUUGGCGAACUUGAUAUUCAAGAAGUGCUCAAGGACAUGUGGACUCAUGACACCAAGGAUCUGGAGAGAACCUAUCUGAUUCGAACUCUUCAAGGCAUAGCGCAACAGAAGGGAAUCCGAAUGACAUUCCUAUCUGGAGACGUCAAUGCUUCAGGAGCCGGUCUAGUUCACGACCCAACACACCCUGGCGACCACAAGACCAUGUACCAGAUCAUCUCAUCGCCUAUUGUAGCGGCACCCCAGAGCAAUUAUGUUCUCAAGAUGCUACACAACCAGAAGACUCUAUACGUACCGCAAAACGGCAAAAAGUCGACACACGAGGUAUCUGACACAAAAGAGGACAUGAUGGAGAUCUUCCACUCCGACGCUAGUGGUGCUGCGCGAGAGCUUAAGAAGCUAAUGGGCCGACGUAACUACGUCGCAUUCGUUUCGUACGACCAAGACGCUGCUGCCGCAGUACCUCAAACGCCUUUCAGCCCCAACCCAAGCCUCAAUGGUUCACAGCAGGGCCUGUCCAAGGUCAGUUUGGCUGUUGAUUUUGUGGUACAAGGCGACGGUGCCUUCACAGCACCAACCAAAUACGGCCCUGUCAUCAUCCCUCAUUUGGAAUAUGGCCGAUGA
This is a messenger RNA of Fusarium venenatum, 3585 nucleotides long. RefSeq lists its product as uncharacterized. Gene Ontology annotation, cellular component: membrane. NCBI's taxonomy places the organism in Eukaryota, Fungi, Ascomycota, Sordariomycetes, Hypocreales, Nectriaceae. Gene Ontology annotation, molecular function: protein binding. The record is from RefSeq and is a predicted model, not a curated record.